UUUUUCAAGCAAUUCCUAUAAAUAAUAGGCGCCACAGCUUGCCGUAUUUAUCUCCGAACUUAUGCAGUUCCAGGAAACACCACCACUCUCCAUGAUGUGGGGACUAUUUCGUCGAUUUAUAAUCGACUCGUGGAAGGUGAUGGGCCUCUCAACACGCUCUUGCAUCCAGAAUUUAGAAUAUAAAUAUCUAACCACCCCCGAGUCUUGAACCUACCGAGCCUCUAGUUUCCUGUAACUUAAUAUUGGCUCAUAAAUAAGUUAUUCUUCCGUCAUUAUCAAAAACGAAUCGAUAUGACUCAAGCUAACGGUACCGAGUACACCUUCCAAGGCUGGAUGGGUCUUGAUAAAGGCUCUAUUGGCAACCUGAAAUGGCAGACUUACGAGCCAAAAGCCUGGGAGGAAACUGAUGUCGAUAUUAAGGUGACGCACUGCGGAAUCUGUGGCUCGGAUUUGCAUACCCUACGCAGUGGAUGGGGUGCUACCGCAUACCCAUGCGUUGUUGGUCAUGAAAUAGUUGGAAUCGCUGUCCGAGUUGGUUCUGAAGUGAAGCAUGUCAAGGUCGGCGAUCGUGUCGGUGUUGGCGCUCAAUCAGACUCUUGUCUCAAUCGCUCUGGGAAAUGCCCGGACUGUUCGGCUGGGCGAGAGAACCUGUGCUUUAACAAGGGUCGCUGUGAUACCUACAAUAGUGUCUUCUUGAACGGUGGUAAAUCCUACGGCGGUUAUGCCGACUACAACCGAACCCCAGGCCACUUCGUCAUCAAGAUUCCUGAUGGAUUAAGCUCUGCUGCUGCAGCUCCUAUGCUCUGCGGUGGUAUUACGACCUAUGCUCCACUCAAGAAUAAUGGAUGUGGACCCGGAAAGCGCGUUGCGAUCAUUGGUGUUGGUGGUCUAGGCCACUUUGGCAUUCUUUGGGCAAAAGCCCUCGGUGCGGAUCGUGUUGUUGGUAUUUCGAGAAAGGAAUCUAAGCGUACAGACGUCCUUAAGCUUGGUGCCGAUGAUUACAUUGCGACAAGCGAGCAGAAAAACUGGGCUCAGGAGCAUUCGGGUAGCUUUGAUCUGAUUAUAUCUACAGUAUCAUCGCCAAACAUGCCUCUGCGUGACUACAUGAGACUACUGGAUUCUAAUGGAAUUUUGGUUCAAGUCGGAGCCCCUGAAGACAAACUUCCUGACCUUCUUGCAUUUGAUUUCAUUAUGAAAGGAAAAUCACUUUCGGGAAGUCUGAUUGGACCACCUGCACAGAUUGAGGAAAUGCUUCAGUUCGCAGUUGAAAAGAAUGUGCAACCCUGGAUCGAGGAGCGACCAUUGACGGAGGCUAACCAGGCGAUUGUUGAUAUGGAGAAUGGACUUGCUCGCUAUCGUUAUACACUUGUCAACGAGAAGAAUCUCUAAAAUGUGCAUCAAAUGAUCUCUUUGGUUGUGGAUGGCCUUUUUGUAACGAUUCUUUUAUGUAUCAAUAACACAGAUCCUGGAAAUAGAAUCCAAUUAGCAGAUAAAAAUCAAGGGAACUAGUCUCUUGAACAUUGAAUUAUUUCAUACCUUCUUCUA
Talaromyces proteolyticus is the source of this 1545-nucleotide messenger RNA. Its product is annotated as putative quinone oxidoreductase. Bases 292 to 1389 code for a protein of 365 amino acids. The record is from RefSeq and is a predicted model, not a curated record. NCBI's taxonomy places the organism in Eukaryota, Fungi, Ascomycota, Eurotiomycetes, Eurotiales, Trichocomaceae. Gene Ontology annotation, biological process: alcohol metabolic process. Gene Ontology annotation, molecular function: alcohol dehydrogenase (NADP+) activity; zinc ion binding. The transcript is spliced from 2 exons.